This is a messenger RNA of Oreochromis aureus, 3117 nucleotides long. Its product is annotated as proteoglycan 4-like. Bases 828 to 2783 code for a protein of 651 amino acids. The transcript has 2 exons. NCBI's taxonomy places the organism in Eukaryota, Metazoa, Chordata, Actinopteri, Cichliformes, Cichlidae. The record is from RefSeq and is a predicted model, not a curated record.
UCUGUGAAACCAGGAUCACAUUAAACACCUCUUAUUUACUUUUGUAUUUAUGAUUUAUUUGGUCCCGACCUUUUCAAUACAUCUUGUUGGUGAGAUUUUCUAUUCAGCAUGUGGUCAUGAUGACAUUUUACACUAAGGUGCCAAGUAGCUUGAGGCUGCUGGCUUUUUGUAAGGGAGAGUUUCAAUUUUUGGGAAGUAUAUCAUAAUUGACAUAAAGUGUAGUUAUUCUUUGACUUGUUUUGAUACAGUGUACUGUCCUUUUUUUACCAUCCUUUUUAUGGCUUUUUACAGAUUUGUUUGCCUAAAGUGUAGUUUUUAAAAAAUUAUGGUAAUUCUAAUGUAUAAUUAUGACCCAUUUCAAUAAAAACUUGGAUUGAAUUGGGUUAGUUUGUUUUGCCUGGUGUUUGCUUUUACUGGACGUACCAGUUCAUUGGUGCUGUUUGUGUUGCGUGAUUUUGUAAAAUGUGCGUCUACACUAAAUAUAGUUUUUCAGUGUGGAAGUAAAAAGUGUCUUGUACAUUUUGAGUGGCUGUUUGCAUCCAACUCAGGGGAGGUAUGCUUUUUUUUUUCUUCUUUUUUUUUUUCCUAACCCUAAGCCAGAAGAUUGGGUCUUGAUUUGACCAUUUAACCUGCAUGAGAAAGACUUCCAAUAUCAAAACAAAAGGAAAACUUGAAUCUUUUUCUGUUCAGCUACACCUCCUGCCCCAGCUUCCUCCCAGCAACCUGAGGCAGCUUCAGGCCCUGCUAAGCCCAAAGGCAAAAAUGCCAAGAGUGCACAGGGUGCCUCUGCCCCAAAGGCUGUCCCCGGCAGAAGAAAGCGUUCCUCUAUGUCUGCCUCUUCCUCUUCUCCUACCUCGCCAAAAUCGACUCCCUCCUCUACUCCAUUGUCACCUUUGCCAUCUCCCCUUGCUGCCUCACCUGGCAGCUCCUCUGCUAAUCAGGGUAACCGUUUGGGCCCAAAAGUUGUCAAGGCUGGCAAACAGGGUAAGGCUAGAAAGGGAGAGGCAUUUGUGCCUGCUCCUGUACCCGAGUGCAAGGCCACAGGAGUUGAUGAAAAGCCAACAGAGCCUAGCCUUAAGCAUAAUGUAGCUGAUGAUGCUAAACCUGCCCUGAGUGAGACAAAAACCCCAUCACCAGGUGCGACUAAGGCUGAUGCAGUGCCACCUGCUUUUAAAGUUACCUCAAAGCCUGCUGUUGCAGCACCAGUAUCAUUUUCAGAUACUAUUGCCUCUAGUCCUCCUAAGUCAGUUGAUGGUAAAGCAACCUCAUUGAAAAAUGCUCCACUUAUUGCAUCUGUUGACGAUGAGCUCCCUCCCCUUAUCCCACCUGAGAAGCCAGUUAAAAUGCCAGCUUGUGCAUCUCCUGUUGAGAAACAAGGUACAAAGCCUGCUUCAUCUCCUAAGCCUAAUGCUGAGAGCUGCAGUUCUGCUCCUGUUGAGGCUACAAAGACACCACUUAAACCAAAGGCAGACAAGCCAAAGCCUGUUAAGGUUGCUGAAGCAGCAACCCCAGUAAAAUCAGCUCCCACUGAAGUUACUAAGGUGUCUUCUGAAAUAUCAGCUGUAGCUGAUGUCGCUAAACAAGCUCCUGUCAAAGCUCCUAAAGCAGGUUCCAAGACUAAAGCAGCAAACCCUGGCAAAGUUGAGGAGGUUGUGGUGGAAACCCCAAGCAAGCCUGCUCCUACCCAGACUGCUAAGCCAGCUCCUGAGGCCAAAACUGCUUCUGUUGAGGCUGCUGACAAAGCUCCUAAUAAAACUAAACCGCCUGCCAAGGAAAAACCUGCUCCUGCAGAAACUAAGCCAGUAGCUGAGGCCAAACUUGUGCCUACUGAGACCACUAAGCAGGCAGCGGCCGAGGCCAAACCUGCUCCCAUAGAGGCCAGUAAGCCAGCAACUGUAGACAAAGCCUCAAAUGUAGCUAAACCACCCGCGAAGGCCAAACCGGCUCCCCCAGAGAGUGCGAAGGCAGCGGCCGAGGCCAAACCGGCUCCCCCAGAGACUGCUAAGCCAGCGGCCGAGGCCAAACCGGCUCCCCCAGAGACUGCUAAGCCAGCGGCCGAAGCCAAACCUGCUCCUUCAGAGACUGCUAAGUCACUGAUUGAAGCCAACUCUACAACCACAGAGGCCACUAAGGCAGCCAAAUGUCCCUCCAAGAAGACACCUAAGCCAGUGGCUGAGGUCAAAUCUGUCCCCAACAAGGUUCCUAAACAAGCUGAAGAGAUUAAAACUGCAGCUCCUAAGGCUGCAAAGCCAGAUGCAGAGGUCAAGUCUGCACCUGCUGAUGUUAACAAGAUAGCUGCAGCACCUAAGCCAGCUGAAGAUGUCAAGCCAGCCAAAGUGGUGGAUGUUAAUGCAGCACCAGCUGAGGUUGCUAAACCUGUAAAACCAGUUGCAGACCCUUCACCUGCUCCCUUAAAGCCCACUCCAGUUGAGCCUGCUGUUCCUAACCCAGCUCCCCGUAAACUCACGUUUGCUGAGGCAGUUGCAAAACCUGCCCCUGUUAAACCUGAGGUUGAGUUAAUUACUUCAACUCCUCCUCAACCUGUCUCGCCACCCAAACCUGCCCCCACACCUGCUAAAACCCCAGCCAAGAUGGAGCCUGUGAACGACAAGAACGACAAUGGUAUUUCCUCCUUUCUCUCCUCUUGUGCCAUCUGUUUGUUUUGGUUUUUUCCCCCACCUGUUAGCGUUCUGAAAGAUGUUCAGAUGCUUAAAUAUGCCUUUCUCUUACAAAGGUUAGCUUACGAAAUAAAAAUUAGGUUUGCUUUAGAUGCUAAAAUAUAAGAUGCUAUUAGAUUUUGGCAAGUGUGCUCCUGGUUUUGGAAUGCAUUAGUUCUGUUGGGUACUGUUUGUCUAAAAUGUAGUGCAGGUCAGGGCUGGUAUUGUCAUGUGUUGUCUAAUCAAGUUUGGAAAUGGCUUUUUUGGCCGGAAAAAGAUUGUUUUCAACAAAGUCCUGAGGAAAAUUACUAUAAUGGUAAUAAGAUGCCAGAAAAUGUGCUGUUUUGAAUUGAAGUACUUUGUUCCACAACAUUGGUGCAGCUUACCUUCAGAUUAACUUUCAGGUGUACACAUGUAACCUAAGUGGCACAUUGUGACAGUUUCUCUCUCUUGGUGGUCU